AUGCCUGCAACAAUACGUGAACAGGAAGAGGUAUCUGCAGGGUUCAGAGCCAUAAGUGGAUUUAGAGGCGUUAUAGGGGCUAUCGACUGCACACAUAUUAGAAUGAAAAGAAUUGGUGGUGAAAGUGGGCAAUUCUACAUAAACCGGAAAGGGUUUGUAUCCCUGAAUGUACAGUGUGUGUGUGAUGCAACACUGCACAUUUUGGAUGUCGUGGCACGGUGGAGAGGCAGUACUCACGACAGCCGUAUCUUCAGAGAGAGUCAACUCAGACAAAGAAUGGAGAGUGGAGAGUUCCAAGGACGGCUUCUUGGCGAUUCAGGCUAUGCAUUGACUCCAUAUUUAUUCACACCAAUUUUAAAUCCUAGUUUACCGCAAGAGGAGGCAUACAAUCAUUCCACAUGA
Pieris macdunnoughi is the source of this 402-nucleotide messenger RNA. The record is from the annotation of a GenBank genome assembly. NCBI's taxonomy places the organism in Eukaryota, Metazoa, Arthropoda, Insecta, Lepidoptera, Pieridae.